AAUCAUUCUGCAGUCUCGACAAAGAAAGAAUAGCUCAGCAGGGACAGGUCUGUUUUUUCUAAAUAUAGAUCACUCGACUCCAUCCUUGUUACAUCAUUAUUAUGUGUUUAUGUUACCUAUAUCUACAGUAUUAUAAACAAAGCAAAACCAUUCUAUUCAUAAAUAUACCCAUGUUUUGUCUAAGGACUUCUAUUUAAUUUCUUCAUUGCUCAUUUUGACUCUUCUCUGUCCAUCUUUACUCUGCCAUAUGGACAAUCAGCAAGUAGUGACUGUUGUGGGAUCGGCAGGAGAUGAAGAUGACUCUGUGUCUUUGCUGUUUGUGUUACGAAAAGAGAACAGGCAGUCUCUCUAUCCCUUUUUCAUUUCUGACAUUUUCUCACAUUUACUCCUUUACACCUUGAAGAAAAUGUCAACUUGCAUACAACCGUACUGUAGUGGUAACAAAAUGUAACAGAACACACUGCUGCUCUAAAAAGGGCCUAAGUAAGAGAAGAAGAGAGAAGACAUUAAAGUUUGGCAAGUGUGACCAAUGCAUCCAGGAGAUGCGAGGUCAAAGGAUUGACGUAGAGCAGCUUCUCAGACAGUCACAAACUGAACUGCUGUGGAUCCAGCGACAUCUGUCAAUAAUAGCAGCAAGAGAUGUCAUUCAUUCCUGUGCCCAAAAUAAGCUGAAGCAGGAGGUCCAGCCGUUGCACCUGGCCUCGCACAGAGCCCACCAUGUAAAUCUCUGCCACCUCCUAGAGGACAAGAACAGAGCUCUUAAGCUAGAGCUAGCUACUCUCAAACAGCAGAAACAGCAGCAUCAAUCCCUGGAGUCAGAGGUCAACGAUUGGAGGAAAAGAGAAGUGAUCCUUGAGAGAGAAGUGAAGAACAAGGCAUUAGCAUGUAAGACUUUGAAGAAUGAGCUUCAGGUUGCUUUGUUGGAGAGAAAACGGCUCAAUCGUGAGCUGCUUAGUCACAUCCUGAAGGCUGUACAGUACGAGAAGGUAAAGUCAGACUAUGAUCAGCUCAGAAAGGCUUUUGGGUGUGUGAGUCAAGAGAGAGACUUGGCUAGGCAGGAGAAGGAUCAACUCCAAGACAAACUGGAGAACCUUGAACGGGUCCUGAAGCAUAUGCGAGAGGCUGCAGAUCGGCGGCAGCAACUGGAGGCAGAGCAUGAGCAGGCCCUGGCGUUCCUCAACUCCAGACAGCAGGAGAUCAGCCUUCUCCAGAAGGUUCAAGCUGAAACUGAGAAAGAGCGUGAAGAAGUGGUGCAUCUGCUAGAGAGCCAUAUGGACAAAAUGCAGGUCAAAGUUCAUGACUUAGAGCAGAAAUGCCGGACACAGAGUGAGCAGUGCAAUAUUUUGUCAAAAAAGCUGGAGAAAUAUCACCUGGGGUCAGACACGGAGGAUACGCUCAACACUGACUCACAGGAGAAAAACUUGAGCAACAGUUACAACAGCCUUCAGCACCAGGCAGAAAAAAGUGAUGAGAGAUCUGACGGAACUCCACUGGUUUCAGAACUGCCCGUAGUACAGCAACACAAGAUUGACAAGCCAGAGCAACUGUCGGUCAAACCCAACAUCCAUACCCAGAGUCGCUCCAGCAGCCCCAUGCAAGCAUCCCUCUCAGAGAUGGAUGAUGAGGUGAGCCCAGCUCCAAGAUCCAAGGCAAGAUACACAGGUCAGGUCCGCCUCUGCACUGCCCGCUAUAGUUAUAAUCCCUAUGAUGGACCUAAUGAGCAUCCAGAAGCAGAGCUCCCUCUUGUGGCAGGGAAGUACUUGUACGUAUAUGGGGACAUGGACGAUGAUGGAUUUUAUGAAGGAGAGCUGUUGGAUGGGCAGCGUGGCCUGGUUCCCUCUAAUUUUGUGGAGUUUGUCCAGGACAAAGAAAAGCCAUCUAUUGACGGGGAACAGGAGCAGGGCAGGCUGGAGCAGAGCUGUCUGAGCCUGAUUGCCAUAGAUGGAGCUGCUCCUCUGGACAGCCUUAGCAGUGAUGCCCUCGGCCACUGCAGCAACGGGACAGGCGCUCUGGAUGAAGAGGAGCUGGGCGACAACAUCGUGCCUUACCCUAGGAAGAUCAACCUGAUCAAACAGCUGGCGAGAAGUGUGAUAGUGGCCUGGGAAGCGCCUUUGGUGCCCCUUGGUUGGGGCAACAUCAACUGCUACAAUGUCUUAGUGGACGGGGAAAUACGUUCCUCUGUGCCGUUUGGGGGCAGGACCAAACUGCUUCUCGAGAAGCUAGACUUGGCUUCUUGCACCUACCGUGUGUCGGUACAGAGCGUAACGGACAGGGGACUCUCCGAUGAGCUGCGCUGCACCUUGCUGGUGGGCCGCAAUGUUGUGGUGGCCCCCACUGGUCUGCGCAUGGACGAUAUCUUGCGUGACUCCGCUGAACUUUCUUGGCUGCCCAGUAAUAGUAACUACUCUCAUGUUGUGCACUUAGAUGGUGUGGAGCAUGCUGUGGUCAAGCCGUGCUCUUACAAACUGCGUUUUGUGAACCUGAAGGCCGCCACAGUGUACAAGGUAAAAGUGUUGGCCAAACCUCACCAGGUGCCCUGGCACAUGCCCCUGGAGCAGAGAGAGAAGAGAGAGGCUGGGGUGGAGUUCUGCACCCAGGCUGCUGGACCCCCUCUGCCUCCUCAAGAAGUCCAGGUCCAGUGUGGACACACCCCAGGGAUUCUUCAAGUGCGUUGGAAGCCCCCUCCAAUGACACCUAUGGGAACCUCUAAUGGUGCAAGUGUCAUUGGCUAUGCAGUGUGCACUAAGGGUCAGAGGAUCGCUGAGGUGUUGUAUCCAAUGGCAGAUUAUGUGGCAGUAGAGCUGAACCGUCUCCAGUGCUUGGAGGCCCGUGAGGUUAUCGUCAGGACUUUAUCAGCACAAGGGGAAUCUCAAGACUCCCAUGUCGCCGUCAUUCCAAACCACCUGCUGGUGCCUCUUCCUAAAGCCCUCCCUCCUUCUCACCACAUGCAGUCCUCUCUCCCACCCCAGCAGUCCCAACCGAUGCCUCCUCAUCCCCAAAUCCGAUCCCUUCCCCCUCACCCUGGACCCCAACCACCCACUCAUCUCCAACCCCUCCCCGUUCAACCCAACCAGCCCCCAUCUCACCUCCAUCCCCACCGUAUGCCCCAUCCCACACAGCCUUCUCCACCGCAUCUCCAGCCUUUACCACCACACCCAAUCCCUCAACCUCAGCACACCAUCCCAAUGCCCCAGCCUCAAUCGUCUAUGCCCAUGCCCCAGCCGCCCAUGCAUAUGCCUCAACCCCUGCAGUCCAUGGCCAUGCCCCAACCCCAGCCACCCAUACCCAUGCUCCAUCCCCAGCCAGCUAUCCCGAUGCCCCAGCCUCACAUUCCCCAACUGGCCCUUCCCCAAUCCCAAAGACCACUAAGUGCCAGAGAGCUGGAAACCAAAGAGCCAGGGCCAGGAAUGAUUCAUCAUGGAGGGGGCCCACCUCAGCCAUGGGAGCCUGGCUGCUCCCCAUCAGGCAUGCCCACAGGCCUGCCACACGGACACACCCUGGACGCCCCGGCCUGCCCGAACCUCCGUUCCCCGUCACCUCAAAGGAUCCUCCCCCAGCCCCGGGGUACGCUUAUUCCUGACACUGUGGCCAAGGCUAUUGCCAGAGAGGCUGCUCAAAGAGUGGCUGCAGAAAGUGGACGGAUGGAGAGGAGAAGCCAGGGCUUUCUCUCUCAAAAUUCAGAUGAGGAAGAGGAUGAGGAAAGCUAUCAGGCCCGCAGAAGAGGAGCAUCUGUGGAUGACUUCCUCAGGGGCUCAGAGCUGGGCAGGCAGUCUCAUUACAGUCAUAGUGAGGAGUAUCAUACGGAGAGCAGUCGAGGCUCGGACCUCUCAGACAUCAUGGAAGAGGAUGAGGAGGAGUUGUAUUCUGAAAUGCAGCACGAAGAAGGCAGGCGACGAAACUCCCACAGUGCACUCAAGACUGGAGGCAGCUCUCAAUCUUCGAAUCUGGAUCGGGACUCAUACCGGAAGCCAUCUCACCGAGGUCCUCAACCUCAGCGCCGACCCCUCACGGUCCCAUCCAUUGAGAUAACCACUGAGAGUAACAGUGAAGGGAACCUCUCUCCCGUCAAGGAGGAUGUUUACUAUGGCAGUGUAGCGCGGCACAGGACAUGGUCCUCCCGGAGGCACGGGGGACGCAGGCCUCCUUAUGAUGGAUACCAGGACCGAAGCCGGCGUUCUCCUCCAUACUAUGAUGAGUCUGAGCAGGAGGAUCCGUUCCGAAUCUUUGUGGCCCUCUUUGACUAUGACCCUCUCUCCAUGUCCCCUAACCCUGACGCAGCUGACGAAGAACUCCCUUUUAAAGAGGGUCAGAUAAUAAAGGUGUAUGGUGAUAAGGAUAAUGAUGGCUUUUAUCGUGGGGAGAUCCGAGGCAGGUCUGGACUUAUUCCCUGUAACAUGGUGUCGGAAAUCCGUGCUGAGGAUGAUGAGACCAUGGAGCAGCUCAUGAAACAAGGAUUUCUCCCUCUCAAUACCCCUGUGGACAGAAUCGAACAAAAUAGGAGAGGUCGCCACCCAGUGGCCACAAGAAGAAUGGUUGCCCUGUAUGACUACGACCCCAGAGAGAGCUCCCCAAAUGUGGAUGUUGAGGCUGAACUGACGUUCUGUGCUGGUGACAUCAUUGCUGUUUUUGGGGAUAUAGAUGAAGAUGGCUUCUAUUAUGGUGAGCUGAAUGGACAUCGGGGCUUGGUUCCAUCCAACUUUCUCGAAGAAGUGCCUGAUGACGUGGAGGUCUAUCUGACAGACACUCCCUCCCAGCAUGGUCAGGACGAGCCCAAUCCAGUACAGGCUCCACGCCCAGAAGCCAAAAGGGUGCCUGUGGAAAGUACAGUGCCGGCUCCGGCCCCUGGAAGACCCGCCUCUCCCACUGUGCGUCCUUUGCUUCCUGUUGGCCCAGUCAGGCCGCUGAGCCCUGCCAGGGGUCCACGAGACCUGGCAUCUAAAAAGAAAAAAGGUCUGCUCUCUAAGGGAAAGAAACUGCUCAAAAAGUUCUCAAAGUAAAAGUAUGAGUUUGAUUUCAAAUUCAUAUGGCUACAACAGCAUACAGAUUUCUAUCUCAAAAGGGAAACCUCCAAUCCCCCAAUGUGUCAGUAAAGGCUAUGGUGAUUUUCACAAAAAAAAAAAUAAAUAAAAAAAUAAUAAUAAAAAAGCGGCUUUCACAUUAACAUGCCACGUACACAUUAUAAAAUAGAUCUAAUAUCCAUAUGAAAAGGAAUGACAUAUAUAAAGAUGUCACUCAUAUGUCAGUGAGCUUGCUAAUUGGCUGUCAGAAUGAAAGCAUCUAUCCAUACUGUGAUGUAGAGGACAAAGACGAUAUAAAUAUUUAAGGAAUUACUUUCAUUGCUAUUUCCAUUUUUCAAAUCAAAGUGCUGGAUUUUGAACGAAAUAUUUAAUCUCAUAGAUUUUAAUGUUUGGUAUAGCAUUCGGUGAUAAAAACGGUUCAAAAAGCACUUCAAAUAUGGCCUGACAUUUUCAGUCAAAUAGCAGUAAAUGCUCCAGACCAUAUCAAGUGCUUUAGUCUGAAACACAAAAAGGACCACAAGAAAAUAACAUGUUUCCAUUUAAAAGCAUUUUUAGAAAGAUAGGCAAUGAGCAAAAACGAAAUACUGACAGUCUAAGAGCAAACCCUUUUAAACAUUGCUGUGGCCUUCAUCUAAACUCAGUACAGUAUAUUACUUACAUCUGAUGUCUCCAUACAUCAGUCUUUGCCAAGUAUUCUCCCUUUUGCUUGCUUUAAGGUCCCCCUAUCCGUGUUUAUCGCGAUCGAGAAUGACUCUGAAGUUAUAAAAAUAUGGCUACUAUGGAAAGUUUCUGUGUUUGCCUUUCAAAUCGCACAAUCGGUGUGUGUUUUGGUGAAUGGCUCGUGUGUGUGUGUGUGGGUGGGUGUGUCCUCUGCAUCCAUGUUCGUGCAAUCCCUGAAACUGAAAAGGGACAAAUGUUGUUAUAAACUUUUGUGAUAAUGUGACGUGCUGCUAAUUACAAGUUGUUUCCUGUUCCUUUUUAAAGUCAAUAAGGGUGGUGUCGUCUUCUCAAGAAGCAAAGAUGGUGUCUUGGUGUCUCCUUAAAUUCCACUUUCUGAGGGCCAGUUCACACAGAACGUGUUUUUGCGAUGGUUUAAUCGUUGAAGGUUACAUAAAUUGAACAUGUUUUAUCAGUGUUUGCUAACGAGCGCCUCGUUUUUAAAACGUUGCGUCAGGUUAAAAUAUGCUUGCGUCUCGCGAAACCAUUCAUUCAUUCAUUCAUUCAUUCACUCACUCAUUCAUUCGUUCAUUCAUUCAUUCAUUCAUUCAUUCUUAAAUGCGUUCUGUGUGAAUGAUCCUUAAAAGGAUUUUCACCCCAAAAAUUAAAAGUCUGUGAUAGUUUACUCAUUCUAAAAACUGUAUGACUUUUUUUUUUUUGGUCAUAUAAUGGAAGUCAUUUGUAACCAAAACUGUUUGGUUAACAACAUUCUUCAAAAACAACUUGAGGGUGAGUAAAUGAUUACAGAAAUUUCAUUUUUGGGUGAACUAUCUCUUUAACACUGGUUUACACAAAUGGGUUGGACUGGUCACGAGAACAUCAUCUAUAGGCCUAAAUGACAUCCAUGCUGCUGUUAUCAUUGGCUGUUUUUCCUGAGGUCUUUGCUUGCAAUGAUGGAUACCAACUUUCUGUGAUAGUCUUGAGGACCAUAUAAUACAUAUUCUCUGCUACCAAAAUACAGGUUGAAUACCUUCAGGAAAAACUACCUAUGAUGGCUCAGUUGUCUCAAGCUAUAAUCUAGUAGUUUACAUUAAGGGCAAAUUAUCUUGCAUUAACACGAAACAUCUUGCCCUCGCAACUGGAAAUGUGAAGUAGCUGAGCCAACAUCUGGUGGAAUCUCACAAUAAUGUGGCCAGUUGGGUUUAGAUUGCACUCUCGAAUGGUUUGAUCCAGGGUAAAUACUGUGUGUUUGAAAAAAAGAAAGAAAAAAAAGAGAGAAUUUUUUAAUCUUUAAAAAAGACGAUCUUAAAUGUAUUUAAGCAUUUUAAUUUAAUAUAUAUAUAUAUAUAUGACAUUCUUUUGGAGUGAAUGAAGUUUAUUUCUUGUAGAAGAAAAACAUGGAAGGUUCUAAUUAAUUAAUAAAUAAUUUUAAAAAAAAUGGUUGGAUAGCCAAAAAGGAAUGUAUGAAAUGUUCAGCUGCCUGUAUAGCUUGCAACAUCAUUUUGCCAAAAGAAAAAUAAAUAAAAGAGAUUACAUAUAUUUUCAUUUACAGAAAUAUCUCUAUUAUUAUCUUAAAUCCCGGGUGUUCGCUUGUGACUGGAUGAUGUAAGUGUUAAUUUCUCGGUUACUCUUUUGUACUCCAUUUGUAGAUAAUUUAUAAAUGUUUAUACUUAAUUUACAGACUUUUUUUAGUGCUUUAAAAUUUAAUAUUCAACAGUGUAAGUAAGUGUUAUCCAUGGUGUCUUCAAGAAAAGAUGCUCAAGUCUGCAAAUCUGUGUUCGCUCUGUGAAUUAAAGAGAAAAAAGAACUUGUUGGUCUAUAUUUACUGAUAUGGACUAUUGUGUGGAUGUGCAUGUGUAGAUUUGUGUAAAAUAUAAAUUUUCUAUGAAAAUAAAUGUGAUAUUUUUCAA
Molecule: messenger RNA, 7585 nt
Organism: Ctenopharyngodon idella (grass carp)
Lineage: Eukaryota; Metazoa; Chordata; Actinopteri; Cypriniformes; Xenocyprididae
Gene: rimbp2a
Product: RIMS binding protein 2a
Exons: 27
Coding region: 543-4997 (1484 amino acids)
Biological process (GO): neuromuscular synaptic transmission
Molecular function (GO): protein binding
Source: RefSeq, a predicted model, not a curated record